This is a messenger RNA of Rhipicephalus sanguineus (brown dog tick), 1303 nucleotides long. Its product is annotated as membrane-associated tyrosine- and threonine-specific cdc2-inhibitory kinase-like. The record is from RefSeq and is a predicted model, not a curated record. Bases 89 to 1303 code for a protein of 404 amino acids. Gene Ontology annotation, molecular function: protein kinase activity; ATP binding. Gene Ontology annotation, biological process: protein phosphorylation. Lineage: Eukaryota; Metazoa; Arthropoda; Arachnida; Ixodida; Ixodidae. The transcript is spliced from 9 exons.
GCGCUUGUCGACGAUAGUUGUCUCCCCUUCUUGGGAACCUGCUGCGUAGCGUAAUCGUGGCAGCCCAAACUUUCCGGCGCCGAAAAAAAUGACUGAAGGGACACCGCCAAGACCUGACCUUGUGUUGUUCGAGAACUCGCUGCCUCUGUUAACAAAAAAGGAUAGCCAGGCCCGGCGUCGACUCAAUCAACGACCACCGCCGCUGCCAUCCAACAGAAGAAAGCGCCAUUCAACUGAACCGCGACAUGCUCAGGCAAUCAGCUUUUGUGGUUCGGAAUCCUCUUUCCACAGUCGUCACUACCAAGAACAAGCUGCCGGAUCUUACCUGCACCAGUGCUUCCAUGUGGACCGGAAACUGGGCGAAGGUUCUUUCGGAGUGGUGUACAAGGUAAGGUGCCUGGAUGAUGGCCGUUGGUAUGCGGUCAAGGUAGCCAACCGCCAGUUUCGGGGCCAGCGUGAUCGUCGGCUGCAGCUGCAGGAGGUUGCCAAGCACGAGCUACUGCCACCGCACCCGCACUGUGUGCGUUUCAUCAAGGCCUGGGAGGAGGACUCCCGCUUGUACAUUCAGACUGAGUUGUGCCAAUGCACCCUGGCUGCCUACGCUGAGAAGCACCACAACUUGCCCGAGCAGCUCGUGUGGGAGUUUCUGGUCGACCUGCUGCUGGUCGUGAAACACAUGCACGGCCAUGAUCUGGCCCACCUGGACAUCAAGCCAGAAAACAUCUUCAUCUCCAAAGAUGGCUACUACAAGCUGGGCGACUUUGGUCUCGUCCUUGACCUCAAUCAGGAUAAGUCCUCAGAACCUCGGGAUGGUGACCCACGCUACCUCGCACCGGAGCUGAUGGACGGCAAUUUCACGAAGGCAGCCGACAUCUUCAGUCUAGGCAUCACGGUGCUCGAGCUGGCGUGUGAUCUAGAGCUGCCCAGUGGAGGUGAAAGCUGGCACGUUCUACGUUCCGGAAUUCUACCCCAUUACUUCACACAAAGUCUUUCACCACAGCUGCGUGUUGUGAUAGAGCAGAUGCUGCACCCCGACCCUGAGCAGCGGAUCACAGCCGACCAGCUGCUGGCCCAGCCGGCCAUUUAUAGGGUGAGCCGUUGGCGAAGGCUCUAUGUGGCACGAAGGAGAGCGGUCGGCUGGGUGAAAGACCUGCUGCUACUGACCUGGUUCUGGGUGCAGCCGUUCCUUGAAGGCGCCUGGAGCUGGGUUUUUUCCUGCAUCAAGAUGCCCCUCCCAACCAGCCCUCCCAAUGUCACUCGUCGGACACCAGUCCAGAACGCCAUUUUCUCCGAUGGUCUGUGA